Messenger RNA from Metarhizium acridum CQMa 102, 1350 nucleotides. Lineage: Eukaryota; Fungi; Ascomycota; Sordariomycetes; Hypocreales; Clavicipitaceae. The record is from RefSeq and is a predicted model, not a curated record.
AUGAACUUGCUGCUGUCGGACGACUACCUGCUUCAGGACUAUCCUGAAAGCAUCACCAACACCAUACGAUCCGGCCAUGCCACGGUGGUUCGAUUCAACCGCAAGGGUGACUACCUUGCCUCUGGCCGAGUUGAUGGCGCCAUCGCUAUCUGGGAUUUGGAGACGAUGGGAGUGGCACGGAAAUUAAGAGGCCACAGGUGGAAGGCUAUUUUAUGGGAUCUUCAGGACGGCAAGAGAUUGCGCGAGGUGCGCUUUCGCGCGCCAGCGUAUAUGGCUGAGCUUCAUCCUUGGAAUCACAGCCUGCAGUUCGUUGCGUCGCUCUUCGAAGAACAACCGGUUUUAGUAGACAUGACCGACCUUGUCGAUGUCAAGCAUAUCCUUCCAUCUGUGCCCAAGAGAACGAAUUCUGAAGGAAGCGCUGCGCAAAAAGAGAAACAAGCGAAAGAAGACGCCAAAGAAAAGACGACGUCGGCUAUUUGGACCUCGACCGGCGACCACAUCAUUGCCGGCACAAGUAAGGGCAAAAUCAACUUCAUUGAUACAAAGACUUUUGAAAUCAUUUAUUCAGAGAAAGUUUGCUCUGGAGUUAUCACCACGCUGCGCAUCACUGGCGCCGGUCGCGACCUGCUUGUCAACUCGCAGGACCGCAUUAUCCGCACUUUCAGAAUACCCAAUCUCUCCGUAGACGACUUGGAUCUCGACACAAUACAAUUGCCCCUCGAACACAAAUUUCAAGAUGUCGUCAACAAGCUGUCAUGGAAUCACGUCACAUUUAGUGCGACGGGCGAAUAUGUAGCCGCAUCGACCUACAACAAUCACGAGCUUUAUGUCUGGGAACGCAAUCAUGGGAGCUUGGUAUGCAUGCUUAAGGACCCAAAAGAAGAGCAAGGGGUCAUUGAAUGGCAUCCGUCACGGGCGCUUCUCGCAGCCUGUGGAUUGGAAACAGGUCGGAUAUACAUCUGGUCCGUCAUCAGUCCUCAAAAGUGGUCAGCGCUGGCCCCAGAUUUUGCUGAAGUGGAGGAGAACGUCGAAUAUAUUGAAAGAGAGGAUGAGUUUGAUAUAUAUGCACAGGAAGAAAUUCAUCGACGACGACUUGAUGCGGAAGACGAAGACGUGGACGUCCUCACGUUGGACCCUACCAAGUUUGAUGACGAUAUCGACAGUUUUCGUAUGCCUAUUUUGUUUAACCUUGGGGAAAGUGAUAGUGAGGACGAGUUUAUUGCUGUAUCAACCGGCACAAUGAGACGUAGGAGCCCUGGCGAGGGCCAAAGCGACAUCGACGGGCCUGUAGACACGGUGACCACGAAGAAGGGCGGCACUGCCAAGGGCGGCCGGGGCAGAAAAAGAUAG